This is a messenger RNA of Uncinocarpus reesii 1704, 1788 nucleotides long. RefSeq lists its product as uncharacterized. The record is from RefSeq and is a predicted model, not a curated record. The transcript has a single exon. The coding region runs from base 1 to 1788 and encodes 595 amino acids. NCBI's taxonomy places the organism in Eukaryota, Fungi, Ascomycota, Eurotiomycetes, Onygenales, Onygenaceae.
AUGAUUUCUUCCCGAAGCUCAGGGCUAUUUACAGUCAUUGUCUUUUUUGCAAUCUUACUUUUGAUAUUAUCCACCUCCCCCGAGCCGGCAAAAUUGACCGCGAAUAUAGAAAAUACGGCUGGUGCUAUCUCGGAAUAUGUGCCCAAGCCGAAAUUACCUAAACUCGACGAUUUCAGAUUUAACCUCCUUCCACCCGCCGCGCACAAACCUCCAGAACAGAAAAACAGCACCGGUGAAGGCUCCAAAUGGUACAGCCAUUGGCAAUGGCUCAAUCCAUUUUCGUCAUCCGUCACACUAGACGAGGAUAGGUCCGUGCUUCCGCCGAUCGGAACUCGUAUGCCUGUCUAUACUUACUACGAUUCCGUGACGAAGAAAGACAAGGCGCUUGUUGAAGUUGAUAAGAAACUACUUCUUUCAUGGCGGAGGGCGUGGUUUGCGCAGGGGUUUCGACCAAUGGUUCUUGGACCUCAAGAUGCGAUGAAAAAUCCGUUAUAUAAGUCGUUGGAUGCCACGAACUUGAACGGAAACGUCACUAUGGAACUCAUGUCGUGGCUGGCAUGGGGCCAUAUGGGAACAGGAGUCUUUGCGGAUUGGCGAUGUUUUCCCAUGGCCCCUUACAGCGACAGUUUUAUUUCGUAUCUACGGCGAGGGUCUAUGCCUGAGAAAUUAACCCGAAUAAACAAUCUCGGCCCUGCCUUGUUUUCAGGAGAGAAAGCUCACAUUAACAAGGCUAUCAAAGAGGCUGCGAGCAGCCCAAAGCUCAACGAAGCCAAAACUGUGAUUGAUCUUGUCAACGAAGAGACAUUUAUAGCAGAGAACACCACAGCUUUUGCAUACUACAGUUCUGCCGCCAUCACUUCAAAAUACCCGUCUGUCGCUGAGAAACUCAAUAAAUCAGCACCGGAGGGUUAUCUUGCACUUCUCGAUCUCAUCAAUUCUCACUUACAAAUCACCUUCCAAACUGCCUUUAGCUCUGGAAUCUCCGUACUCAAACCGUUUCCCGAACACACUACAGCUCUGGUCGGCCCUGGUGUUCGGCUCGCCACGCUUCUUGCGGAAUGCCUUCCGUUGCACUCGCCUCUAUCUUGCCCUCCAAACAACCCAAAAUGUCAGUUAUGCACCGACGCAAGCCGAAUGAAGAUAGCCCAGCCUGAUACAUAUAAAAACGACUCGGCAUUAUUCACUAUCGGGAUUCUUCCGCAUCCCUACACCCUUACCACAUUGAGAAAAGGCGACGAUAAUAUCACGGCAGCAUAUAUUCGGCGCGAAACCCAGCGGGAUCCUUGGCUAACCUCUUCCACCAAACAAUUUCUCGGCACGGAGCGUGGUGCCAUGUCUAGGGUGGUCCCAUUUAAGGAGGUCGUCGCGGGAGAUCACGGACUUUCGCGCGGUUUAUGGUUCACGGUUGAGACACUCCCGGCCAAGGACGAGGAGCAAAGUCUACCGACAACUGUUUUGGACGAAUUGGAUUGGUAUUUUGGAUUUGUUAUUCCCCGGAAAACGCGACUGGAAAGAUCGAAAGAGAAGGACACAUCCAAGGAAACCCCCAAGAGGGAUCUGUCCAAGGAAGACAAGAGCACGGAUAAACACAGCAAACUGGACAAAGAACUUGCCUUGAUCCAGAAAGCGAGGAAUUUGCUGAGGACCGACCAAAAGGAUUUUCAUAUUAAAGAAGUCAGCGAAGCUUGGAACCUCGCUGAUACGGAAGUUUGGAGAUUUGUGCGAGCUUAUAGGUACCCCAAAAUCUCGACCCCCUUAACCUACAUAAAGACCCUAACGUUUAUCUAG